Molecule: messenger RNA, 4065 nt
Organism: Medicago truncatula (barrel medic)
Lineage: Eukaryota; Viridiplantae; Streptophyta; Magnoliopsida; Fabales; Fabaceae
Product: pentatricopeptide repeat-containing protein At3g22470, mitochondrial
Exons: 2
Coding region: 348-1937 (529 amino acids)
Molecular function (GO): protein binding
Source: RefSeq, a predicted model, not a curated record
CAUAUAUAAACACAUUUUUCUGUUUUAACGAAAAACUAAAACCCUAACAAACUUUAAUUUUCAAAGAACAAAAAAUGCAUGCGCUACUGCUUCAGUGCUUUGUAUCAAAAACAACUCUGCACUGAACUGAACUGGCCGUAAAAAUAAAACCUCGUCGGGAAAGCCGCCGGAGUUGGCCUCCGUCUACCAUCAGCAACGUGCAGAUUGUUUAUUUGAUUGUUUCCAAUGAAAUGAAAGAAGAGAAUUAUUCUGAAAAAAGAAGAGUGUGAGAGAGUGUUUCACGAAGAAGUGUUGAAUGGAAUUAUCCAAAAAAUGCAAUCUUCUUCAAGCUAGGGGAGAAGGUUGUGAUGUUGUGUAUUGCUACAACAACAAGGUUAAGGUAUGCCUUCCACAAAUUUCUGAGGUUCUUUUCCCAUUGCCCGAAACAAAAUGCAAAAAUAUUAUCUUCCUUUAAUGGCAUUGAUGAUGCUGUUACAUUAUUCAAUCACUUGAUUAAUAUGCAGCCGCUUCCCUCUGUUAUACAAUUUAACACGAUUAUAGGGUCAGUAGUGAAGAUGAAGCAUUGUCCUGUUGCUAUCUCUCUUUUGAAACAAAUGGUGUUUAAAGGAGUUACUCCUUCCAUAUUCACUUUGAGUAUUUGGAUCAACUGUUACUGCCAUUUGGGUGAGAUGGGUUUUGCUUUUUCCGUACUCGGCAUAGUUUUGAAGCGGGGUUAUCAACCCAAUAAUAUAACCUUGACGACGGUCAUGAAAGGACUUUGUAUCAAUGGCGAGGUUCAGAAAGCAAUGGACUUUCAUGACAAUGUGGCAGCACAAGGAAUGCUGUUGGAUGAAGUUUGUUACGGGACCUUGAUCAAUGGCUUGUGUAAAAUAGGACGUUCAAUAGAUGCCUUUCAGUUGCUACAAGAGAUGGAAGGACAAGUGGUUAAGCCUAACAUAGUAAUCUACAACAUGAUCAUUGAUAGUUUUUGUAAAGACGAGCUUACAUGUAAGGCUCGAGAUUUAUAUUUGAAAAUUGUUGACAUGGGAAUAGAUCCUGAUAUUUUAACUUAUACUUCUCUAAUUCGUGGUUUUUGUAGAACGGGUCAAUGGGGAGAAGUUAAGCAAUUGAUGUGUGAAAUGGUUAAUAAAAAUAUCAACCCAAAUGUUUAUACCUUCAAUGUAUUAAUUGAUGCAUUUUGUAGAAAAGGAAAGAUGAUAGAAGCUCAAGGAAUGUUUAAUUUGAUGGUUAAAAGAGGCCAGCAACCAGACAUUGUUACGUUCAACACUUUAAUUAGUGGACAUUGCUUACAUGGUAAUGUGCUUGAGGCAAGAAAAUUAUUUGAUACAGUUUUUGAACGGGGUAUUCUGCCUGAUGUUUGGAGUUAUACCAUCUUGAUUAUUGGGUAUUGCAAGUGUAAAAGGAUUGAUGAAGCUGUGAGUCUCUUCAAUGAAAUGCGUUGCAAAAAUAUGGUUCUGGAUAUUGUUUUGUAUAGUUCGCUUAUUGAUGGUUUGUGCAAAUCUGGGAGGAUCUCUUAUGCAUGGGAGCUUUUUAGUACAAUCAACAAUGACGGUCCACCACCUAAUGUUAUCACUUACAAUAUCUUGAUAGAUGCUUUUUGCAAAAUCCAAGAUAUUGACAUGGGAAUUGAAUUAUUUAAACUAAUGUGUGGAAAGGGCUUGACACCUACUGUUUUGACUUACAACAUCUUGAUUAAUGGGUAUUGCAAGAGUAAGAGGAUUCGUGAAGCCAUGAAUCUCUUGAGUGUAAUGCAAAGCAAAAAUUUGGCUCCUGAUUCUAUAACUUAUAAUUCUCUUUUUGAUGGGUUGUGUAAAUCUGGGAGAAUCUCCGAUGCUUGGGAGCUUUUCAAAGUGAUGCAUGUUGGUGGACCACCGGUUGAUGUUGCUACUUACAAUGUCUUGUUAGAUGCUUUUUGCAAAGCACAAGAUGUUGCUUAGGCAAUUGCAUUAUUCAAUCUAAUGUUGGAAAUGGGAUUGACUUCUUAAGAUUAUAGUCAUAGCAUCUUGAUUAGUGAAUUUUGGAGAAGGAUGAAUGAAGUCAUGAAUCUCUUCAAAGAUGUGUCACAACCAUAUGAUUCUUGAUACUAUCAAGUAUACACUCAUGGUUUUCUAAUUAAAGGCUCAGGCUUAUGCAAAUGUUGGAGAAUCCAAAUGCAUGAGAGCUAACUGAUGGUAUACAUUGUUAGAUGCUUUUUGUAAAAGUCUGUUUAUUUAAUUGAUGGUUUAUACAGAGGUCGAAGAUUGAUAUUUUCGCAUAAGAGAUUGUUCAGGAUCUUUUGAUUUGUCUGAAAGACAACACAUAUAACACCAUAACCAGUGGACUUUCCUAAGGUUUGUUCCAUGUAGAAGCAGUAGCUUUCUGUCUAGAAAUAAAAGGCGAUGGUGCUAACUGAUAAGAGAGAGGAACUGCAUCAAGAAAUGGCUGUUGGUGGUCUGUAGUCUGUACAAAUGGUAAAACCUACUGAUAUAUUUUGGCUACACAGAAAUUUAUACUUAUGAUGUGUAUGUUUAAAUGCUUAGCAUUGCAAGUUUCCUUUGAGCUUAUUUUAGCGUUGGGUUGUUGCCAUUGGUUGAUUUAUUGUCUUUAUAUCGUUGUUAUACAUUAACUUUGGCAAAUGUGCUCCUGAUGUGCUGCUUAUGAAUUGUUUCUAGGAUUUCUUAUGUAGCCGAUAUAUAAUUUUUUUAUGCUUGCAAGUAAAUAUCCCUCUUAUAAUACAAUGACAAUGGCAUUAAGUCUCUAUGUGCUGCUAUUUCUAAUCUGCUCUCUUGUUCUCUCUAAUGAUAUGUUAUUUCUGUAUCCUUUUUACUACUAAACAAGACCAAUGCUAUUGCCAAUUCUACAGUUUUCAUAACUUAAUAUUUUGCUUUGCUUUUCACUCCUAUAUUUUUUAUAUCACAGUUUUGCAUAUUGGAUGCACCUUUUUGUUGUGUACAUGCUCAUGCUGGCAAUCUGUGGAUUUCGUUGUUCAAUAUAAAUGCACUAAUUGAAUACUACUUCGAUAGCUGUUAUGAAUGCGGGAUCUGAAGAAAGGUUGUUCUAUAUAAAAAAAGUUAAUAUAAUGCUUUAAGUCAUAAUUUCUAGUUGAUUUUUCUGAAGUUAAGUCAAUCACAGAUUGUGGGAAAUAGCGGUCUAUUCAAAUUCCACUACGCAAAACGCAACACUGUUAAGAACUAAAACUCAAUGAAAGAUGUUGACAUGAUUCAAAUGAUGCUGCAGGUUCAUAAAUCCUACUCUUCUCUUUCUCCUGUUAUCUGUAUUAUAAACAGAUUAAUUUCUGAAACUGCAGCCUUUGUAGUAUACUUUUAGAUUGCUAGGCAGUUAUUUUGCUUAGAAAUUAUUUGUUUAGCGUGCUUGGUAAAUAUUUGAUGUGUCCCUGUACUUUUGAGUAGCUUCUCAUAACACAGGUUGUGGAAGACACAAUGAGGACGAAAGUUUUAUGUAUUUUUUUUAGUUUCAUGGAAUUCUCUAAAAUAUUGGAAUGGACUGUAAUGCCUGCAUUUUUUCAGAGCACCUAUCCUUCCCUUUAUUUCCACUUAUUACAAUCAAAUUAAGUUUGAUUUUCUUUUUUUUGAUCCAGAAAGUUUUAGUGUCAAUGACUAACCACUGUUAUAUUUUCAAAUUAAGUUUGAUUUUCUUCUCUUAACCGGAUUGGUGCGGGUAUGUGUAUCCGAGAUGAAGAUGAGAGUUUUGUGCUUGCAAAGACCAAACGAUUUCUUCUAUAUUUGGUUUGUGGAUGGGAGAUGAUUGUCGUCUGGUAACUGAUAUUCAUUGGGUUCACGAUCUGUGGCUGGUUGGUUGGAUGGAGUUGAUUUCAUACUUGAUUAUAAGCAUGUGGUUAGUAAAUCUAAAGCUCCAGCAGAGGAUGUCUUUGAAUUAGGCGUUAUAACAUCUGAUUGUAGACGUUUUUUUUCUCGAGUUUAUUAGGAGACAUGCCAAUGAAGUAACUCAUAUUUUAAUAAAGAAGGCUACAUCUUUAGCUAAUGUCCUCCUUUUUAUUGAAACGCCACUUUGUAUCUAAUUUUAUUAUUGCUAAUGAAGUGAACAAAGUUAAUCCUAUUUUUAAGA